This is a messenger RNA of Schistosoma guineensis, 921 nucleotides long. The record is from the annotation of a GenBank genome assembly. Lineage: Eukaryota; Metazoa; Platyhelminthes; Trematoda; Strigeidida; Schistosomatidae.
AUGAAGAACACAGUUCAGAAGGCAGCACAUCAACUAACGUCCUCUACAACAUCAAUGUCAUCAUUAUGCGCAUCAUCACCUAAUCCACGUAAACGUGUAGCUGCCAAUUUGAGGGAACGUAAACGUAUGCGUCUGAUCAAUCAUGCAUUCAAUGGAUUGCAAUCUCAUUUACCCAAGGAAUUGUUACGUCCAAAUACAUUAUUGAGUAGUAUGAAUUCAAAAAUAUGCACUUCCUUUAUACAUAGAUACCGAAAUUUUAAUGUAGAGUUAAGUAACAAACAAGUCGAUAGUCAAUUCAUAAUGCAGUCUGUAAAUCCAACCAGCUCAUAUUUUCACAAGGAGACCAUUUCAAAAGUUGAUGUGUUAAGGGCUGCAAUAAACUACAUUCACAUACUUGAGGAGAUUUUGGACGAACUGAAAACUGAACAUUGUCCUGGAACAUGGGAUAGUGCUGCUGAUCAGAUGAACCCACGGAAACUGGACUGUAAGCAGUCAAUACCUUGUACAUAUCAUGUUCGUUGUUUAUGUUCGAUCAGACAUUCGAAUGAAGAGCGUGUGAACAAGUACCACAAGCAGUUAAUGGGUGGUACAGUAAUCAAGACAGGUGCAAAUUCUUUGCCCAUAUUUGUUAGCUGGCAACGGGAAUUCCAAAACAGAACAGAAAAUCUAACACACAAUGAACAGCCUUUAGAUUUUACCUCGUACGAAGCAUAUUCAAAUGGUGUCAAAACGUCUGAACCCAGUGCAGCCAAAAUAGACGAGUCAACCGACAUUAGUCACUCAAUAUAUAGGAGAAUACAAAAUCCUCAGCAUAUAAUUCGAUGUAAGCAAACAUGGUGGCCAAAAGUACAAAACGUACACACUUCUGUAAAUAACUCAAGGAAAAUAAUUCAGUUUACUGAUUCAUAUGAAAAUAAAUAA